This is a messenger RNA of Miniopterus natalensis, 443 nucleotides long. The record is from RefSeq and is a predicted model, not a curated record. NCBI's taxonomy places the organism in Eukaryota, Metazoa, Chordata, Mammalia, Chiroptera, Miniopteridae.
GCCGCCUUCUGGAUCACCAUCGCCACCAGCCGGUACCAGGGGCCCGUGCACUUCGCGCUCUUCGUGUCCGUGCUCUUCUGGCUGUUGACCCUGGGGAUCUACUUCCUCACGCUGCUGGGCAAGCACGAGCUGGUGCCGGUGCUGGGCUCGCGCUGGCUCCUGGUCAACGUGGCGCACGACCUGCUGGCGGCCGCGCUCUAUGGCGCCGCGACAGCCAUCAUGAUCGACCAGACGCAGAAGCACAGCUACUGCAACCUCAAGGAUUACCAGAUGCCCUGCGCCUACCACGCCUUCCUGGCGGCCGCGGUCUGCGGCGGCCUCUGCCUGGCUCUCUACCUGUUCUCGGCGCUCUACGGCUGCUGCCGCCGCUACCAGGGCGAGCAGGAGGUGGCGUGAGGACGCCCCGCCGCGGGGCGGGGGACCCCGAGGAGACCAGCGCCCCG